Messenger RNA from Ananas comosus (pineapple), 1464 nucleotides. RefSeq names its product putative vacuolar protein sorting-associated protein 13A. Gene Ontology annotation, cellular component: extrinsic component of membrane. NCBI's taxonomy places the organism in Eukaryota, Viridiplantae, Streptophyta, Magnoliopsida, Poales, Bromeliaceae. Gene Ontology annotation, biological process: protein targeting to vacuole; protein retention in Golgi apparatus. The record is from RefSeq and is a predicted model, not a curated record.
AGGAAAUAUUACUGGAAAAUGUAGAACUUAUUCUCGAGGCCUUUGACUAUCUGCAGUUGCCUUUUGCUUUAAAGAGUGGCAAGGUUGGGAAAUUGAGCAUCAAGAUUCCAUGGAAAAAGCUUGGAUGGGACCCUAUCAUAGUUGUGUUGGAAGAUGUCUUUAUCUGUGCUUGCCAACGAGAGGAGAGUGAGUGGAGUUCAGAUUCAAUUGAUAGAAGAGAAUUAGCUGGAAAAUUGGCAAAGCUUAACGCAAUUGAGCUUGCAAAGUUUUCGAGAAGAGUAUCUGAUAAUCAAACUGGCCAGUCAUUCAUUUCUUACGUUUCUGCAAAGAUUCUUGACAACAUCCAAGUUUCAAUCCAAAAUGUUCACAUCAUAUACAUCGAUUCUCAUGAAGAUCAGGAAAACUUUAUAUUUGGUUUGAGGUUCUCUACUCUAACAAUAACGACGGACACCCGCAAGCUUGUUUUUUCUAUGUCAUCAAUUGGGAGAUCAAGAGUUGGCCAAGUCAAUAAGAUUGUUGUGAUCUCUACUGUUGAAUUCUACUGUAAACGGCUUGAAGAACACAAUUUUUUCAGUAUUGAUGAUCUCACCGAGUCUCAGCUAUGUUGCAAUUUGGACCAUGAAAGAGAGGACUACAUCAUAAACCCUUUUGAUGUAUUGGUGUCUGUGCGAGCUAAUAAAUCUGGGAUGGUUGAUGGUGGUAUACCUCAAUAUGAUAUUACUGUUGAGCUAAGUGAUUUGGUUCUAUCGUUGAACGAAAUUCAGUUACGACAAAUUUUUGGCCUUUGGGAUUACUUCACUAUUUGUGGACUUCGAAAGAAAUAUGGGCGUUACCGUCCAUCUCAAAGCUCUUUAUCGAAGAAAGUUGAAGGAUGGCAGAUAUUGUGGUGGCAUUAUGCACAACAAGCUAUUUUAGCAGAUGUUCGUCAAAGAUUAAGAAGAAUUUCAUGGAGUAAUCUUGGUCAGAGAUUAAACUACCGUCGGAGGUACAUCGAUUUGUAUAGGAGAAAGCUGGAACUACUACAAAAUGAGCAGGUUGUCAGCAAAGAUAUCCUGCAAGAGCUAGAAAAGAUGGAUAAAGAGUGUGACAUUGAUGAUAUUCUGAGCUACAGAUCUUUUGCUGAGCGACAACUGCAGGAUCUUUUGUUAAAAUCAAAAUCUUCUACUUCCGGAGCAAACAAUAUUAUGUCUUCUCAAGAAAAGAACCAGAAUGAUGAACAAUCUGCGAGUAGAGCACGCCGGUGGUUAAACUGGUUAUCUCUUGGCAUGCUUGGAGCUGGCGGAACAGCCGACACUAGUUCGUUUGCUGGUGUCGUUUCAGAUGAAAUUAUUAAGGAUGUGUAACCAAAAAAUUGCUGAAGUACAGUUCAGUGGACUUGGUAUUGAAUGUGAAUUUUUGAAAGAUUCGGCUGCUAUUCUUGCCUCGAUUGAUUCUGUUAAGAUAGCCAACCCUGUGAAUGAUAAU